Molecule: messenger RNA, 3173 nt
Organism: Limulus polyphemus (Atlantic horseshoe crab)
Lineage: Eukaryota; Metazoa; Arthropoda; Merostomata; Xiphosura; Limulidae
Gene: EDTP
Product: myotubularin-related protein 14-like
Exons: 20
Coding region: 110-2188 (692 amino acids)
Biological process (GO): dephosphorylation
Molecular function (GO): phosphatidylinositol-3-phosphate phosphatase activity
Source: RefSeq, a predicted model, not a curated record
AAUAAGUGCUCCCAAGUUGUCAACAUGGCGGCUGGACUCUGAUUGUAGGUCAUGAUUGAAAAACGUGAUUUCCUGGUUUAUUCUUUUAAUUAUAAUCGUUCUUGACACCAUGGACGCUGUAUCUACUGAUGAUAUAAGGAGUCUUCUGGAGCAGUUUUCGAAAACACCUUAUCGAGUGAAAGAAAAUGACAGCACAGCAGAUAUCAUCCAGAAAAAAUGUGAAGCUCUUUUUGGAAAGGACUACAAAUACUUGUCAAUUUCCAAUACCCAUGGAGAACUCACUCCUACAUAUCCUGCCAACAUAAUAAUACCAGAAGAGUUGCUUCCCGAUAACAGUCAUUCAAAUGACAAUGUACGUAGUUUGAGUGACAGCCUUUGUGAUGAAGGAAAACUCAGGGAUAUGAUGAUCAAAGCUCGUGUUGCCCGGUGCCGAGCACGACUUCCACUGCCAGUUAUUCUGUUAGAUGGAAAGUAUAUAUGCAGGUCAGCUACUCUCUCAGGGGGACCAGAAAUUUAUGGGCGAUCAGGGUAUGAUUUUCUCUUUGCUGCCAAUAGUGAUGCAGUACCUGAAGAUGAUGACCUGAAAGAAAUAGCCAUUCCACAGUCUUCUAGUGAGUGGCAACUUUUUACAAAAGUCCGUAGUCAAGAUAUUAGGUUAUUAAAGGCAUUUUCUGUUGGCUGUAUCUGUGACUUGAUGGUGGAAAAGAAAAAAGUUAAAUUUGGAAUGAAUGUUACAUCAUCAGAAAAGGUGGAUAAAGAAAAAAGGUAUAACGAAUUCACAAUCUUCUCUUUGCCUUACCCAGGUUGUGAAUUUUUCAGGGAGUAUAAAGACAAUGGAUACUCAGCUGAAGGGUUGGUUUUUGACUGGACUCAGCCGUUUGUAGAUGCCCACUUAGGUGUGCCUUUUGAUUCUAUAAGUUCUCAACUUGAUAUUGACUGGAUUCAUUACAAGUCAUGGGACCUAGUCAAGUUGACACAGAAUUACCUGAAGCUUCUUCUAAAGUAUAUUAUUGAAGGAACAUCUGGAAUGUUGAUUCAUUGUAUAUCUGGCUGGGAUAGAACACCUCUCUUCAUCUCUCUUCUCCGCCUGUCUCUCUGGGCUGAUGGAAAAGUUCACCCUACGCUCACUCCUGCAGAGAUUACGUAUCUUACAAUAGCCUAUGACUGGUACUUUUUUGGUCAUAAUCUAGCAGAUAGAAUAAGCAAAGGAGAAGAGAUUUUAUUUUUCUGCUUCAAUUUUUUGAAACAUAUUCAGUCUGAAGCCUUCUCUGCUCAUAGUAUAAAGAAUCAUCGAGUCACAAGAAAUUUUUCAGAUUGUCAGUUGGAUGGAGUUUUAUUAGAAGAAGACCAUCUUCGUAUAGGAGGACGAGGAAGUAACACCAGCCUUAGCAGCAGUUGUAGUUCCAUUAGCAGUCGAACCCAUGAUAGUAAUCCGCCAACAUACUUUACAACACUGAGCCAAGAGCCCACAGAAGACUCAAACAUUCAGCCAAAUGUUCCUGAAAGAACUAUGCCAUUGUAUGAACAUCUUCUGGCUUACAAGACUAUUGUGCUUCAGUAUAAAAGAAAUAAAAGGAACAUUCCCUACAAUCCUCAGCUUACAUGGCCUUUUCCUGGACAUUCAUAUAAAAUGGAAGAGCUUCCAGAAGUUAUUAAUGGUACCCCUCCAACUUUGACAAAUAGUAGAGAUGGUUCUUAUCCUAUAAAUGGAAACAGUCCUCAUUCCAAUCACAUGUUGGGUCCACUAUCCCCUGUUUUUUCAAGCACUAGUCCUGUAGCUGUUCCUAAUAAUAAACGUGAAAGGUCUGAAAGUACAUCGUCAGCUGGCUGUGGAAGCUGGCAGAUAAUAUCAGGAACAGGAAGUAUACGAGGCUCAGAGUCAACUAGGGGUUCAGUCAGUUCUCCAACUUGGGAGCUUAAUAGAAACUCGUCAAGUAGUAAAGGAAGCUCUUGUCAAGAGUUGCAUGAAAAUCCUGACAAAUCUCCUUGCUCAACAUGGUCGAAAUCACAACUCCUAAAGAAACGCAGAGAAAACUUGAAUGAUGUUAGGUCCAUUUUCUGCCGUACUUAUGCAAAUGGUAUAGGAUUUAACUGUCGAAAUGGUACCGAAGCCAGUGGACUCUCUAACUUAUUGGAUCAGCUUGUAGGAAAAGUAGGAAUACGAUCUGGAAAAACAUACAGUGUCUGAUCUUAAAUGCACUCUAAUAAAGACGCUUGAUAAAACAUGACAGUGGAAAUGAUUGGAAUCUUGAAUUACUGGUACCUGAUAGUUGGGGCGUGCCAAUGAAGGUGCUAAUUUGAAACCUUGUUCCUUUGCACGUGUUUUUGGUUUUGUGUGAACCUUCUCCAGUGAUGCAUAUAGUAUUUUCUAAUUGUUGGUGAUGGUUUUGAAAGUGCUCACAUUAAAAAAUGAACACCAGAAAUGAAUUUCAUUUUGUGGUUUUCUAACAGAAAACUGUUGAUAAAUUCUUAAGUGACCAUAAUCCGUUUUUUUUUUAAUGUGAAGGUCAAUCUGAUUAAAAAAUAUGCAUUAGCUUUGGAUUUUUUUGUUUGUAGAUACAAAGUUGUGGCUACUUUCUGACCUAUUUUGUGGUUAGGAAUAUAUAUAUAUUCAUUAAAUCAUACAAAGAAUGAUGUUUUAAGUUGCAUAUUUUCAUAUUAUGUUUGUGCAGUUGCAUAAUUUUGCCUUCGAGAUUAUCUAAUGUUGGUCAUUAGGUUUAAAGUUUGCAAAAAUGUUUUAAAUUGUUUAUUCUAACAAUUUUACAUGUAUAAACAUUGUUAAAGAAUUUAUUUUUCAUGAUAUAUUUCUUCAGAGUCACAUAUACGUAUGUGUCCUAGAGUUCAUAGUUUCUGGGAUUUCUCAAUUAAUGGGACAGGUUUUGUAUUUAAAUUUACCAUGUAUAAAAAUCACAUUGAAACAAGUAACAUUCUGUCUAAAAUUUGAGUCUGGAAAUUUGUAGGAAGAGGUUGUUUUUUAUUAUAUCUGGUCUGUUGAACACUGUCAUGGGGAAAUUAACUGUUAUUGUGGAAGGAGAAAUAUUUAAAGUUGAAAUGUCUGUUACAAAGUUAUAUGUUAACCUUAAGACUAAUUUAUAAAAGGUGAUCAAACACUCAAAUAGUAUUCAACAAAUAAUGAGGCAUAGAACAUUUCCAAUAAACAGGAAAAGAAAAUG